UCAGAGACGGGCAGUGACUAAUCAUGCUUUGUGUUGUAAGCAAGUGUCCGUGUAGAAUCGCUAACAAAAUCGAAUAAUUCACUCAGGCUGCCGCUUCAGGAUGAAGACCUUAGUAGUGUUCGACUUUGACCACACUAUAGUGGAUGACAACAGCGACACAUGGGUGAUCCGCUGCACUCCCGACCAGACGUUACCGGACUGGAUGGAGAAGUCCUACGAGAGAGGCCGAUGGACCGAGUACAUGGGUCGAGUCUUGACCUACAUCGGGGACCAGUCCGUGAGCCCGGAGCACAUGCGCGCGGUCAUGGAGAGCAUCCCGCUCACCGAGGGCAUGCUCGAGCUCCUGACCUUCAUAUCCGAGAACAAGAGCGACAUCGACUGUAUUAUAAUUUCCGACUCGAAUACUGUCUUCAUAGACUGGGUUUUGCAUGCAUCAGGGUUGAAGUCGGCUAUAGAUGACGUCUUCACCAACCCUGCAAACAUCGAUGCGCGCGGCUACAUGAGCGUGCGCUGCUUCCACGCGCAUGACUGUACACAGUGUCCUAUAAACCUGUGCAAGAGGAAAGUGCUGCAUGAUUUCAGAGAGAAUCAAGCUAAAGCUGGUGUGCAUUAUGAGAGGAUUUGCUAUAUAGGAGAUGGAGGAAAUGACUUUUGCCCCAUUCAAGAAUUGAGAGAAGGGGAUAUCGCGAUGCCUAGGAAAGGAUUCACCCUAGAGAAACUGUUGUGCAAAGCCAUUUCAGAGAGUCCAGAAGCUCUCAGUGCGAAAAUCAUGCCCUGGACCAGUGGCAAUGAAAUCCUCCGGGAAUUACGAGCUCUAAUUGAGUAAUACAGUAUUAUAUGAGAUAAUGAUAGACUUACUGAACCAAUAGAAUAUCAAUAUGUUUAUUCUGCAGUAAAUGCAUCAUGUGCAUGAACUAUUAUUAGGCUAUAGAUAAUUUACACACA
This is a messenger RNA of Rhinichthys klamathensis goyatoka, 945 nucleotides long. It is a transcript of the gene phospho2, whose product is annotated as phosphatase, orphan 2. NCBI's taxonomy places the organism in Eukaryota, Metazoa, Chordata, Actinopteri, Cypriniformes, Leuciscidae. Gene Ontology annotation, molecular function: phosphatase activity. Bases 101 to 826 code for a protein of 241 amino acids. The transcript has 2 exons. The record is from RefSeq and is a predicted model, not a curated record.